UAAUGUGGCCGUGUUUGAAACUYAGACACUUAGAGGAGCGCCUUCAGUGUAUCUCGUCGUUUGAGAAACCAAAAAUUUUGUUAGAACAGUAUGUUACCCCGGCCCAUUUGGGGUCACACAUGUUGUACACCAUUCAGUCGCAAUAUGGGGACCUUAGGGGGAAGUUUGUGGCUGAUUUGGGUUGUGGGUGUGGGGCUUUGGCAAUUGGGGCCGCAGUCUUGGAUGCAAGCUUAGUUAUUGGCUUUGAAAUUGACGAAGAUGCACUAGAAACUUUCCAGGAAAAUGUCGAAGACCAAGACGUUAGUAACAUAGAUUGUGUACAGUGUGAUGUAAUUAAAAUGAUGCCAAAUAGAUUCCAUAAAAUGUUUGAUACAGUCAUUAUGAAUCCUCCUUUUGGUACUAAACAUAACACCGGCAUUGAUAUGAAAUUUCUAGAAGUUGCGUUCCUCCUCUCUAAUCAUGUUGUCUAUUCUCUACAUAAAACUACAACUAGGUCACAUGUCUUAAAAGUCGCUGAAUCUUUUGGAGCUAAAGGCGAAGUAUUGGCAGAAUUACGUUACGAUUUACCGUCUACGUAUAAGUUUCAUAAAAGAAAAUCUAUGGAUAUUGAAGUGGAUUUUUUUAGAUUUCAGGUCAAAUGAACAGUUGUCAAAUUUUUUAACAAUAUUUUGAAUAAAAUCUUGUUCGACAA
Tribolium madens (black flour beetle) is the source of this 691-nucleotide messenger RNA. It is a transcript of the gene Mettl5, whose product is annotated as rRNA N6-adenosine-methyltransferase METTL5. Lineage: Eukaryota; Metazoa; Arthropoda; Insecta; Coleoptera; Tenebrionidae. Gene Ontology annotation, biological process: rRNA methylation. Bases 3 to 641 code for a protein of 212 amino acids. The transcript has 4 exons. Gene Ontology annotation, molecular function: nucleic acid binding; rRNA (adenine-N6-)-methyltransferase activity. The record is from RefSeq and is a predicted model, not a curated record.